AUGGUGGCCUCCCACGCGGCAAUCGCAACCAUCCUCAUUGGGGCUGCAACCGCUACGUCUGUACCCGACGGCACAUGGCCCGCCAGCACUGGAGCCGUCAAGUUCACCAAGCCACACGUCAUCAAGGCCGGCGAGGUCUUCGACGGCAAGAUGCAGACGUUCGACCGCUCCGACAUCACCUGCUCGGGAGGCGAGGGCCAGAAGGACUCCGCCGUGUUCCUCGUCGAGGCCGGCGGUACCGUUAAGAACGCCAUCAUCGGCAAGAACCAGAAGGAGGGCGUGCACUGCGACGACCACGACUGCACCAUUGAGAACGUCUGGUGGAACGACGUGUGCGAGGAUGCGCUGAGCAUCAAGGGCGGCUCGGCCUCCAGCGUGACGACUAUCACCAACUGCGGCGCGCGCUACGCCGAAGACAAGGUGGUCCAGCACAACGGCUACGGCACCGUCAAGAUCAACGGCUUCUUCGCGCAGGAGUUCGGCAAGCUCUUCCGAUCGUGUGGCACUUGUGGCAACAUUCCUCGCACCGUGGCGGUGGAGAACGUGUACGCCAUCGAUCCGUUGGUGAGCGUUGUCACGGUGAACAAGAACUACGGUGACAAGGCGACGUUGAGGAACAUUUAUGUGAAGACGACCGAUGGUAACGACAACGUGAAGGUGUGCGAGUGGUCACAGGGAAGCAAGACGCCUUCGAACUUGGGCGACGGUCCAUUGGGCACGCUUUGUCAGUACUCGGAGAGCGAUGUUCACAUCAACGAGCAGUAG
Phytophthora sojae is the source of this 765-nucleotide messenger RNA. Its product is annotated as pectate lyase. Gene Ontology annotation, molecular function: pectate lyase activity. The transcript has a single exon. NCBI's taxonomy places the organism in Eukaryota, Oomycota, Peronosporomycetes, Peronosporales, Peronosporaceae. The record is from RefSeq and is a predicted model, not a curated record. Gene Ontology annotation, biological process: pectin catabolic process. Bases 1 to 765 code for a protein of 254 amino acids. Gene Ontology annotation, cellular component: extracellular region.